AGAGACGUUUGCAGAGAAACUUGAGAACAAGCAAGAACCAUGCUGUCUCGUGUUGUCGCAGCCCGCGGGCUGCUUGCUCAGACGCCCGUGCUGACGGCCGUCCGGUGCUCCAGCACCAAGACCCCUUUGAUGAAGAAGUUCUCCAUCUACCGCUGGGACCCGGAGAAGCCCGGUGACAAGCCCCACCAGCAGACCUACGAGAUUGACCUGAACGACUGCGGCCCGAUGGUGCUUGAUGCGCUCAUCAAGAUCAAGAACGAGGUCGACCCAACGCUGACCUUCCGCCGCUCCUGCCGUGAGGGUAUCUGCGGCUCCUGCUCCAUGAACAUUGACGGCACCAACAACCUCGCCUGCCUCUGCCCCAUCACCCGUGAUGGCUCUGAGAUGAAGAUUCGCCCUCUGCCCCACAUGUAUGUCGUCAAGGACCUCGUCCCGGACAUGACCAACUUCUACCAACAGUACAAGGCGAUUGAGCCGUGGCUGCAGACGUCCAAGCAGCCCGAGGAUGGCAAGGAGUUUCUCCAGUCCAUCGCAGACCGCAAGAAGCUUGACGGCAUGUACGAGUGCAUCCUGUGCGCGUGCUGCAGCACGUCGUGCCCUUCGUACUGGUGGAACGGUGACAAGUACCUCGGCCCCGCCGCCCUCAUGCAGGCCCGCCGCUGGAUGGCCGACUCUCGCGAUGAGCGCAAGACGGAGCGCAUGGACCGCCUGCGUGACCCCUUCAGCAUGUACCGCUGCCACACCAUCAUGAACUGCACAAAGGCCUGCCCCAAGCACCUGAACCCUGGCAAGGCCAUUGCGGAGAUCAAGCGGGACAUGGCCAUGUAAUGGCAGCAGCUGUUGCAACCUCGUCAACAAGGGCCCUUCUCCCCUCUUGCUCUCUUCAUCCGUCCUUUUACAUGUCCCAUCUUUGUCCUGCACCACCCCCAACCCACAUAUGUUCUUGAUUUUGCGCCACUUCUGACCUUUCAAGACACUCCUUCAAGCCCCCUCUUGCCCCAUCUCCCACACACCAACGUUCCUCUCCCUCUUCAGCCACUGGUUUCCCUCUUUUCCAAGUAAACACACCUUGUUCCAGUGGAUGUACUCUU
Messenger RNA from Salpingoeca rosetta, 1091 nucleotides. Its product is annotated as succinate dehydrogenase. Lineage: Eukaryota; Choanoflagellata; Craspedida; Salpingoecidae. Bases 40 to 828 code for a protein of 262 amino acids. The record is from RefSeq and is a predicted model, not a curated record. Gene Ontology annotation, cellular component: mitochondrial membrane. The transcript has 9 exons. Gene Ontology annotation, biological process: tricarboxylic acid cycle; respiratory electron transport chain; aerobic respiration. Gene Ontology annotation, molecular function: 2 iron, 2 sulfur cluster binding; electron transfer activity.